AUGGCGACACCGGUUGAGAAGAAGACGUCCGCGAUAGCCGGCGACCGCAUCUGCAACGCCGUCUCCUUCCCCACCCCGCACCACCCGUUAUCUAUAGAUGCAUCGAGACUCUUCGUUUAUGGUCCUCUCUACAACGGGUGGAGAAUUGAUGCCUGUUUACGGAGAGUUUGUCGUCAGCAAACUGCCUGCAGAGGCCCAGCAAACUGCCUGCCGUCUCUCUCCUCAGAACCCCUACCUUUUCCCGACCCCAAGGUUGAUCGGCUGGGCUCCUUCCGAGGCCUUCUUGGCUUUGCCGCGACAUGCCCCUCGUGGCAGGCUGCCUACUUGGCAUACCCAUCCAAAUCUAUAUUCUGCACAAAAUUCCCACCUCUCCUCAUCCAGCCCCAUGAACGUGCACUAGGUCCUCCUCUUCCUUCUACUGACAGUUGCCAUGAGCUAGUCACAUGUAAGGUUAUUGAUCCAGCAAACCCAAACACGGCCCUUCGCUGCCGGAUCCCCCAAGAAACGGUCGAGAUGAAGUUUAUCGGCUCUUCCUAUGGUAAUCUCAUCUACUACUGCGACGGAUGCUGUCGCAUCGUCGAUGUGUUCACUGGUGUGGAGGUCUCAACUCCACGUCUCCCAUCCAGUGCUGGAUAUUUCAAAUUCUUCCUGAAGGGCAUUCUAACAGCCCCCCUUGCAUCACCCAACUCACAUCUUCUUGUCAGUACCAGGUCCUCCCUGUUAGAUUUGCCUGUUGGAAGUGACUCUUGGUCUGAAGUCCAGCUUCGUCGUACGUUCGAAAUAGACGAGAUUGUGAAAUUCAAUUGCCAGUUCAUUGUCUCGAAUGGCCAUGCGAGCUUCUACACUGUGCAGCUGGUCCCUCGGCUUGGUCUGCAUUUGAUGACAACCAAGUUCCAUGACACGAUUAAACUCGUGCGUAAGGAAGGGCGGGCGGUGUUUGGAAGGCUGUUGGUUUGUGGCGACAUGUUUCUCAUGGGCGAUGGUGCUCGCAGUUUCUACCGCCUCGACAUGUCAACCAAGCCUGCAACAUGGAUGACUGUGGAGAAUCUGAACAACUGGGCACUCUUUACAGGAGGGGGACCGACACCCUCUUGCAUGAGCCCGGAACUAUGGGGAGGGAAGAGCAACGCUAGGUACUUUGCUGAUAUAUUUCAACCUUGGUCUCUCUAUGGGCUCUGUGGCGAGCCAGAUCCCGUGCAGGAUACACGCCCCAUCAAUGUCGAUAUUCUCAUUCCUGAUGUGGCCCCGUCGGCAUAG
Molecule: messenger RNA, 1257 nt
Organism: Triticum aestivum (bread wheat)
Lineage: Eukaryota; Viridiplantae; Streptophyta; Magnoliopsida; Poales; Poaceae
Exons: 4
Coding region: 1-1257 (418 amino acids)
Source: RefSeq, a predicted model, not a curated record